UCCGCCUCCCCUCCUCCUCCACCUCGCCUCCGCCUCCCCUCCCGCGGCAGCCCCGAGAAGCACUGCGGGCCUCACCUGCCCGUCCUCCUGCCCCCAAGAACCGCCGGUUCAGGAAGGAAGGAAGGGAAGGAAGGGAAGCGCCUGCCUGCCGGGGCUGAGCGACCGACCAUGGCGUACAGGGCGGAGGACGACUACGACUACCUCUUCAAGGUCGUGCUCAUCGGCGACUCCGGGGUCGGCAAAUCCAACCUGCUCUCGCGGUUCACGCGCAACGAGUUCAGCCUCGAGUCCAAGUCCACCAUCGGGGUCGAGUUCGCCACCAGGAGCAUCAGGGUCGACGACAAGGUCGUCAAGGCCCAGAUCUGGGACACCGCCGGGCAGGAGAGGUAUCGGGCAAUUACAAGUGCAUACUAUAGAGGGGCUGUUGGCGCACUGGUCGUGUACGAUGUGACACGCCAUGUGACCUUUGAGAAUGUGGAGAGGUGGUUGAAGGAGCUCCGGGAUCACACAGAUGCAAACAUUGUCAUCAUGCUUGUCGGCAACAAGGCUGAUCUGCGACACCUUAGGGCUGUAUCUGUGGAGGAUGCCAAGGGCUUUGCUGAGAGGGAAAGUACCUUCUUCAUGGAAACUUCCGCACUGGAGUCCAUGAACGUCGAGAGCGCCUUCACCGAGGUCCUAACUCAGAUCUAUCGUGUGGUCAGCAAGAAGGCCCUCGACAUUGGCGAUGACCCUGCAGCUCCACCAAGAGGACAAACCAUCAAUGUUGGAGGCAAGGAUGAUGUCUCUGCUGUGAAGAAGUCAGGGUGUUGUUCAUCCUAAAUCGCAUAUGACCAUGAAAAGGAACCAUAUGCUCACCCAAUCAUAUGAUUGGUAAUUGAAAAUAUGACUCCCUUGUGUUGCCUAGCCUGGUUGGUUAUGAGAUUAUGUUGGUACACCAGAAAAACGACUUAGAGGUUAAAAGUUUUAAUUCCAGGCUGGGACAAAAACUAACGUUUUGCAGUGUCAUUGAUAUUCAUGGUCUCCUUGUAUGGUUUAUAUGCACUACUGUUCCACACUAAUUGAUAUUAGAAUCCCCUCCACACACCUCACUACAUAACAUACCCCGCUAAAAUGUUGUAAUUGGAGCUACUGAUGUUUCCUUGCUGGGAGCAAAGAGUUUAACUUUGUCUUUUAUGUCACAAGGGGUUAUGUUCCACUCGGUAAAUGUCCAUCUGUCACUGGUAGGCAGCAAGUGUUUUUAGAGGGUUAUAUCAUGUAAUUCUCACAGGUGUACAAAAUUUGGAUUGAAGGUUUAUGUUCCUCAUCAGCCUAUUUAUUUUCAUGUUCAGGCAUAUACACAUUUUUAUUUUAUGUUCAUGAUGGUUUUAAUC
Molecule: messenger RNA, 1370 nt
Organism: Setaria italica (foxtail millet)
Lineage: Eukaryota; Viridiplantae; Streptophyta; Magnoliopsida; Poales; Poaceae
Product: ras-related protein RABA1f
Exons: 2
Coding region: 169-819 (216 amino acids)
Cellular component (GO): endosome
Molecular function (GO): GTP binding; GTPase activity
Source: RefSeq, a predicted model, not a curated record